AUGGUCGCAUUAAAAAGAAUAGAAAAUAAUUCAAAAACCGAUAUCGGGGAAGAAUCUAAACGGUCAGCAUUUUCUGGACUAAGCGAAGCUGAAUCCAGAAGUUAUACGAAAGGAAAAAAAGAAAAUGAUGCAGCCAAUAAUUCCGGACUCUGUGAUAAGUCGUUAAGAGAAGAUGAUUUAUACAAAUUAAAAAAUACAAUUAUGUUUGAACCUUCGAAUCUCUCGGUUUGGCAAGUACUUACUAUGAUUAUGGCGAUUGUUGUUCGUUUUAAUUUGAGCGAUGAAAUUCAACAAGCUAUUAUCAGUUUGAUGAAACUUGCUGCGGGACCACAGUUUAAAUGUUUGGAUACCUCAAAGUAUUUAAUCAACAAGUUUUUCAACCCUGUCAGCAAUGCCGCACAAUAUGUAUUUUAUUGUCCAACUUGCAACAACCUUUUGACUAAUCCAUUACCGAUAACAAAGAAUAUAAAGUCCGAAGUAACAUGCGAUAAAUGUAAAAAAAAGUAUGAAACAUCAAAAAAAGAAGGAAAUUUUUUUGUGACAGUUGAUUUAGAACCACAGCUACAAAAUUAUCUUUCAACAGAAUAUGUUCGAAAACAAAUCCAGGAUAAAAUUGAAAAUCGCAGUAAUACAAACGCAGAGCAUAGCAUUAGCGAUGUAUGUGAUAGUGACCGCUAUAAGGCAGAUGAAUUUAUUCAGUCCAAGAAUGACUCUGAUAAUGUGGUUUUAACAUUAAAUGUGAAUCUCGAUGGAGCGCCUUUGUUUAAGAGUGGUAAGAACAGUUUUUGGCCUAUUCAGUGUAUAAUCAACGAAAUCCCACAAAUAAUGAGACAUAACUUUAUGUUACUCGCUGGGUUGUGGUAUACUUCAUGUGAACCAAAACCAGAGUUCAUGAAUUUGUAUUUAAAGUCAUUUAUUACACAAAUUCAAAAACUAACAGUGACAGGUUUGAAAGUAUUGGUUGAAAAUGGUCGCGUUAUUACGUACUUCGUUAAAAUCUUUUCUUUUCCCGUCGAUUCCGUAGCACGGCCGGUCUUGCAGAAUAGGUUGCAAUUCAACGGAUUUUACGGUUGCAGUUGGUGUUAUCAACGCGGACAAACCAGCUCAAGAAGUAUGAAAUAUCCAUUAUCAUCCGAUACUCCUCGUCUACGAGACCAUGAAAGCUACGUGAAAGAUGUGGAAAAACAUAAAAACGAUAUAAAGAAACUUCGGAAGACUAAAAAAAAUGAAAAAUACACUGUUUUUGGCAUAAAAGGAUCAAGUGUGCUGUCAUCUCUGUCUGAUUUUGAUUGUGUGUGGGGUUUUCCUCAUGAUUAUAUGCAUGGGGUUUUAUUAGGGGUUACUCGCCAGCUAUGGAACAAAUGGAGUAAAGAAUUUCUUUCAGUUGAUCAAAGAAAAUUGAUAAAUGCCAGAUUAACAGCUAUACAACCACCGAACGAGAUUCAUCGAACUCCACAAAUACUGUUAAAAAGAAAAUCCUGGAAAGCGACAGAAUGGCGAUCUUGGCUUUUAUUUUAUAGUGUGCCUGUUUUAAGUGGAAUUUUGCGGCAAGAUCUUUUAGAUUCUUAUAAACUGUUAGUGAAAAGUAUUUUUAAGCUGCUUUCUGUUAACCUCACAGAAAAUGAAUUGUUGCAAUGCGAAAUGGAUUUACUGAAAUUUGUGUACGAUUGCCAAAACUUGUAUGGUAUUUCAUUCAUCACCUUCAAUGUCCAUUCAUUGCUCCAUAUCGUUGAUAGUGUCCGAAAAAACGGUCCUUCUUGGGCGACAUCAACAUACGCAUUUGAAAAUAAUAUUUAUAAUCUUAAAUUACAAGUAUCUGGUCCAAAUGGUGUUUUAGGCCAAAUGGCAAUUCGUACGUUGCGCUCUAACAACUUUCAAAAAGUGCUGGCUACUGAAUCUAAUGAAACAUGUCGACAAUUUAGUGAAGGGAUUUUGAACAAAAAGCGACCAAAUGUAUCGAAAGCUGUAGAGUCUGAUAAUGGCGCGUUACUCAUGGAUCAUGUCAAUGAAGGACAGUUGGAAAACUCCGCAUAUUCUAUAGUCGUUGUUUAUUUCAAAAAAAGAUGUAUCACGGUCAAGUAUAUCAACAAGCAAGAAAAACUAACAACUCAUUUAUUAGAAUGA
Molecule: messenger RNA, 2124 nt
Organism: Cotesia congregata
Lineage: Eukaryota; Metazoa; Arthropoda; Insecta; Hymenoptera; Braconidae
Source: the annotation of a GenBank genome assembly